This is a messenger RNA of Didymodactylos carnosus, 1404 nucleotides long. The record is from the annotation of a GenBank genome assembly. Lineage: Eukaryota; Metazoa; Rotifera; Eurotatoria; Philodinida; Philodinidae.
AUGUUGUCAAAUAUGACAACAACUUAUGAAUAUACGUAUGAAUACGAAGUAACUGAUCAAGGAAAACGUAGUAAAGCAGGCACAACAAAUUAUACAGCUGCACCAACAAAUCGUUCAGCAGCAAUGGAUCCAUUAGCAAAUUUACAACACGAUAAAAUAUGGCAUAAAUUGUACGAUCCAUUAGAUUUAGAUAAAGCAAAUCAUGAAGCAGAACUUCAAAAAAUGGCACGUCGUCAAGAUCGAAAAGUAAUUAAAAUUGAGGCAGCCUAUGGUUCUGAUCGUCAAACAUUAAUUGUUAAACGAAAUUAUGAUUUACGUGUUCGAGAUGUACAAGAAGAUGCAUCAAAAAUAUUUAAAAUGCCAAUAGAUCAAAUUAUUUUAUAUUGGAAAGGUCGAAAUAUCUGUGAUACACCAAAUGAAUUAUUAGAAACAUUGGGUAUAGAAAAUAAUCAUCCAAUGCGUGUUUGCCGUGAAGAUGAUCCGGUACAACGAAAUAGAAGACGAGAAUUACGUUCCUAUGUAGAUUAUACAAAUCAACAAGAGCCAUACAGUGGUGGACAAACGGUGCAACAACAAACAAAUUAUUAUCCAACUCAAUAUCCAACUUAUCAAUCUUAUAAUGAUCAAUAUAGUACAAGUCCACGUGGCAAUUAUUAUCAACAAUCUCAGCCACCAAAUCAAAAUUAUACCGGUCCACGAGUAUCAACUUUUGUUCUUAAUCUACAAAUUGGUUUAGGAGAUCGUGUAGAAGGUUUAGUAAUUGGUCGUCCGCAUCCAAUUACACUCUAUGACUUACAAAUGGAAUUACAACAACGAUUUAACAUACCCAUACUUGAUCAAAACGUUGGUUAUAAUGGAAUGUCACUAACACAAUUUCCUCCUGAUGCUCCAGUAGAAUCCAUUGGUAUUGUUAAUAAUUCAUUUAUCUCUCUAUGGUAUAAAAAUUCCAAUCAGAAUAGUGGACAACAGCCACAACAACAACAACAACAACAACAACAGCAAACUGAUUAUACAGCUCGACAACAAUAUGGAGGAGAUGGUUCGCAAUCUCCACGACAAGGACAAACAUCUCCAAGGGGAGAUAAUAAUAUAUCCAAUGGAACAAAUAGUAAUCAAGAAGUAUUGAAAGUAGAAGUAUUUCAUGGAUCUGAUCGUCAUGUACUAAUAUUACGCAGUACAAACAAUUUACGUAUUUAUGAUUUAAUGGAAGAAUUACAACGAAUUACUAGUGUACCUAUUAAAGAUCAAAAAUUAUAUUAUCGUGGACAAGAACUUCAACUCUAUCCCGAUCGUUCAUUGAAAGAAGCGGGUAUUGAUAAUAAUGCACAAGUUCGACUCAUUGGAGAUCCAACUAAAAUACGAUAUGAAGCAAUGAUAUCGGGUCAAAAAGCAAAUAAUCAAUAA